AUGGGUGGACAAUUGUCGGAAUCUGAUCAGACCAAGCAGUUUGAGUUUCUCAGAACAUACAAUGAACUUACAGAAAACUGCUUGCUGGAUUGCAUAAAGGAUUUCACUACCAGAGAGGUUAAACCAGAAGAGCGGAAUGAAGCUCUGGCAGCUAAAGCAGGACUGCUUGGCCAACCUUGUUAG
Molecule: messenger RNA, 183 nt
Organism: Harpia harpyja (harpy eagle)
Lineage: Eukaryota; Metazoa; Chordata; Aves; Accipitriformes; Accipitridae
Product: mitochondrial import inner membrane translocase subunit Tim9-like
Source: RefSeq, a predicted model, not a curated record